Molecule: messenger RNA, 735 nt
Organism: Lontra canadensis (Northern American river otter)
Lineage: Eukaryota; Metazoa; Chordata; Mammalia; Carnivora; Mustelidae
Product: keratin-associated protein 10-7-like
Exons: 1
Coding region: 1-735 (244 amino acids)
Cellular component (GO): keratin filament
Source: RefSeq, a predicted model, not a curated record
AUGGCCACGUCCACCCUGUCCGUCUGCUCCAGCGACCGGAGCUACGGCGGCCGCGUCUGCCUGCCCGGCUCCUGUGACUCCUGCCCCGACUCCUGGCAGGUGGACGACUGCCCAGAGAGCUGCUGCGAGCCCCCCUGCUGUGCCCCCACCUGCUGUGGCCCCAGCUGCUGCGCCCCAGACUCUUGCCUGACCCUUAUCUGCACCCCUGCAAGCUGUGGGUCCAGCCCCUGCCAACUAGCCUGCACCAGCUCCUGCCAGCCCUCCCCCUGCAGCUCCUCCCCCCACUGCUGUGUGUCUGUCUGCUGCACCCCCGUAUGCUGCACCGCUGUCUGCUGCCAGGCCUCCCCCUGCACAGGCUCCUCAUGCUGCCAGCAGUCUAGCUGCCAGCCCUCCUGCUGCAGCUCCUCUCCCUGCCAGGAAGACUGCUGCACCCCUGUCUGCUGCAAGCCUGUCUGCUGCACCCCUGUCUGCUGCACCCCUGUCUGCUGCACCCCUGUCUGCUGCAAGCCCGUCUGCUGCACCCCUGUCUGCUGCAAGCCCGUCUGCUGCACCCCUGUCUGCUGCACCCCUGUCUGCUCUGGGCCCUCCCCCUGCUCCGCCUCCUCCUGCUGCCAGCCCAGCCCCCGCUCCUCGUCCUGCUGCAGACCGUCCUCCUGCGUGUCCCCGCUCUGCCGCCCUGUGGGGUCCCGCCAGGCCUGCUACGUGCCCACCUCAGCCCAGAAGUCCUGCUGCUGA